Molecule: messenger RNA, 1671 nt
Organism: Pocillopora verrucosa
Lineage: Eukaryota; Metazoa; Cnidaria; Anthozoa; Scleractinia; Pocilloporidae
Source: RefSeq, a predicted model, not a curated record
AUGCGCAAGAAAGGUCCUUGUCCAAAUGCUCAAUCUCGUUCCCAGUGUCCUUUCUUCCCUGUUCAAAUGAGCAACACAGAGGAACCUAAAAGAAAUCUACAAGCUCAUAAUAGGUCUCACACUGAAGAGAAGCCAUACCAUUGCAAAACUUGUAACAAGCAGUUUACUCAGGAAAGAAGUCUACAGGUUCAUAGUAGGUCUCACACUGGAGAGAAGCCAUACCAUUGCAAAACUUGUGACAAGCGGUUUACAAGGAAACAAGAUCUGCAAAGUCAUGAAAGAUUCCACACUGGAGAUAAGCCAUACCAUUGUAAAACUUGUGACAAGUGGUUUACUCAGAAAAGAAAUCUACAAGCUCAUAAUAGGUCUCACGCUGGAGAGAAGCCAUACUAUUGCAAAACUUGUGACAAGCAGUUUACUAGGAAACAAGAUCUGCAAAGACAUGAAAGAUCCCACAAUGGAGAGAAGCCCUUCCAGUGCAAAACUUGCGAUAAAUGCUUUGCACAGAAAAGCAGUCUUAAACUUCAUAUUAGGUCUCACACUGGAGAGAAGCCAUACCAUUGCAAAACUUGUGACAAGUUGUUUGCACAAAAGGGUAAUCUAACAGUACAUGAAAGAUCUCACACUGGAGAGAAGCCCUUCCAGUGCAAAACUUGUGAUAAGUGCUUUACUCACAAAAGCAAUCUUAAACUUCAUAUUAGGUCUCACACUGGAGAGAAGCCAUACCAUUGCAAAACUUGUGACAAGCAGUUUACUAGGAAACAAGAUCUGCAAAGACAUGAAAGAUCCCACACUGGAGAGAAGCCCUUCCAGUGCAAAACUUGUGAUAAGUGCUUUACUCAGAAAAGCAAUCUUAAACUUCAUAUUAGGUCUCACACUGGAGAGAAGCCAUACCAUUGCAAAACUUGUGACAAGUUGUUUGCACAAAAGGGUCAUCUAACAGUACAUGAAAGAUCCCACACUGGAGAGAAGCCAUACCAUUGCAAAACUUGUGACAAGUGGUUUGCACAAAAGGGUCAUCUAACAGUACAUGAAAGAUCCCACACUGGAGAGAAGCCAUACCAGUGCAAAACAUGUAAUAAGUGGUUUACUCGUAAAGGAGAUCUACAAGUACAUGAAAGAUCUCACACUGGAGAGAAGCCAUACCAGUGCAAAAGCUGUGACAAGCGGUUUACUAGGAAACAAGAUCUGCAAAGACAUGAAAGAUCCCACACUGGAGAAAAGCCAUACCAAUGCAAAACAUGUAAUAAGCGGUUUACUCGUAAAGGAAAUCUACAAGUGCAUGUAAGAUCCCACACUGGAGAAAAGCCAUACCAAUGCAAAACAUGUAAUAAGCGGUUUACUCGUAAAGGAAAUCUACAAGUGCAUGUAAGAUCCCACACUGGAGAGAAACCAUACCAGUGCAAAACUUGUGACAAGCGGUUUACUAGGAAACAAGAUCUGCAGAGACAUGAAAGAUCCCACACUGGAGAAAAGCCAUUCCAGUGCAAAGCUUGUGAUAAGUGGUUUACUCAUAAGGGAACACUACAAAGACAUGAAAAAUUGCACUCUGGACAGCAGUCAUAUUCUUCAGAUUAUGAUGAAUCAUUUACUUGCUGGAUUUGCCAGGAGGGACUGAGCAGUGCUUCCCAGCUUGUUAACCAUUAUGAGGAACACAUGGGGUUGCCUUGA